Molecule: messenger RNA, 519 nt
Organism: Tinamus guttatus (white-throated tinamou)
Lineage: Eukaryota; Metazoa; Chordata; Aves; Tinamiformes; Tinamidae
Gene: PEX2
Product: peroxisomal biogenesis factor 2
Biological process (GO): fatty acid beta-oxidation; protein import into peroxisome matrix; very long-chain fatty acid metabolic process
Cellular component (GO): Cdc73/Paf1 complex; peroxisomal membrane
Molecular function (GO): zinc ion binding
Source: RefSeq, a predicted model, not a curated record
UGCAGAAUUAAACAUUGUAUUAACUUUGGAGCUGGACUUCUUAAACUUUGUGGACUGUUAAAUUUUCUGAUCUUUCUUCAGAAAGGAACAUUUGCAACACUGACAGAACGUAUUCUAGGUAUCAGAUCGGUUUUUUGCAAACCUCAAAGUGCUCGUCAGAUAGGAUUUGAAUACAUGAACAGGGAGCUCUUGUGGCACGGCUUUGCUGAGUUUCUGAUCUAUCUGCUACCACUUAUUAAUGUACAGAAACUGAAACUCAAAAUUUCUUCUUGGGCUUUACCUAUUGCAGGCCUUUCCAAUAGUGAAAACACAUUAGCAGGUCACUGCAAGGAGUGUUCGCUGUGUGGGGAGUGGCCCACCAUGCCUCAUACCAUUGGCUGCUCACAUGUGUUUUGUUACUACUGCAUUAAAAGCAACUACUUGUUGGACAUGUAUUUUACUUGUCCUAAGUGUGGUUCAGAGGUACAGAGUGUUCAGCCACUGAAAUAUAGGAUAGAAAUGACUGAACUGCAUACCUGA